Eubalaena glacialis (North Atlantic right whale) is the source of this 792-nucleotide messenger RNA. It is a transcript of the gene CDX1, whose product is annotated as caudal type homeobox 1. Lineage: Eukaryota; Metazoa; Chordata; Mammalia; Artiodactyla; Balaenidae. The record is from RefSeq and is a predicted model, not a curated record. Gene Ontology annotation, cellular component: nucleus. Gene Ontology annotation, molecular function: RNA polymerase II transcription regulatory region sequence-specific DNA binding; DNA-binding transcription factor activity, RNA polymerase II-specific. The transcript is spliced from 3 exons. Bases 1 to 792 code for a protein of 263 amino acids. Gene Ontology annotation, biological process: anterior/posterior axis specification; animal organ morphogenesis; regulation of transcription by RNA polymerase II.
AUGUACGUGGGCUAUGUGCUGGACAAGGAAUCCCCCGUGUACCCCGGCCCCGCCAGGCCCGCCAGUCUCGGCCUGGGCCCGCAAGCCUACGGCCCCCCGCCGCCUCCGCAGUACCCCGACUUCACCGGCUACUCUCACGUGGAGCCGGGCCCCGUGCCCCCUGCGGCCUGGAGCGCGCCCUUCUCUGCGCCCAAGGACGAAUGGGCCGCCGCCUACGGCCCGGGCCCCGCGGCCCCCACCGCCAGCCCGGCCCCGCUGGCAUUCGGGCCCCCUCCGGACUUUAGCGCGGUGCCCGCGCCCCCGGGGCCUGGGCCGGGUCUCCUGGCGCAGCCCCUUGGCGGCCCAGGCGCACCGUCCUCGCCCGGAGCGCAAAGGCGGACGCCCUACGAGUGGAUGCGGCGCAGCGUGGCGGCCGGAGGCGGCGGUGGCAGCGGUAAGACCCGGACCAAGGACAAAUACCGCGUGGUCUACACCGACCACCAGCGCCUGGAGCUGGAGAAGGAAUUCCACUACAGCCGUUACAUCACCAUACGGCGGAAAUCAGAGCUGGCCGCCAAUCUGGGACUCACUGAACGUCAGGUAAAGAUCUGGUUCCAAAACCGGCGGGCGAAGGAGCGCAAAGUGAACAAGAAGAAGCAACAGCAGCAGCAGCAGCCUUCACAGCCACCCCCGCCAGCCCACGACGUCACCGCCACUGCAGCGGGGCCACCCCUGGGGGGCCUGUGCCCCAGCUCUGCCAGCCUCCUGGGCACCUCCUCCCCAAUGCCUGUCAAGGAGGAGUACCUGCCGUAG